Messenger RNA from Thamnophis sirtalis, 678 nucleotides. Lineage: Eukaryota; Metazoa; Chordata; Lepidosauria; Squamata; Natricidae. The record is from RefSeq and is a predicted model, not a curated record.
CGGCCGACUCCGGAGGAUCUCUCGCGAGGAAGGACGCCAUUAUCGCAGCCGCCCGGCCAAACACCACGAGAAUUCGGCAAGGCAAACGAAUCAGAGUUGUAUGAACUGACGGACCCACCUUCGGCUCAUCCCCCACGCCCCUGUUUCUGAAUGAUGACAGAACAGGAUUUAGCGGAUGUAGUUCAAAUAGCUGUGGAGGACUUGAACCCAGAUCAUCCAGUUGUCUUGGAAAACCACGAAGUGACUGAUGAAGACGUAGACCCUCCUUUGAAGCGGCAGCGGAUAGAAAUCAAUUGUCAGGACCCCUCGAUUAAGUGUUGUCCCUCAGACGACAGUGAUUCUCAACAACGACCGUCAGAACUCGAUCGUAGCCAAGAUGGUGGGGCAGGAGGAGCCGUUAAGCCGAGCAGCUGAUUCACUGGAAAAUAUCCUUAACAAAGGAUUAUCCUAGCGGGACGUGGCUAGGGGACGAGAACAACCCCGAGAUGCGUGUGCGCUCCCCUAUCACCCCGGCAGACAUGCUCCACAUCAGCACCAAUUGCCGGACGGCCGAGAAGAUGGCGCUGACCUUGCUCGACUACCUUUUCCACCGAGAAAUCCAGGCGAUCUCUAACCUUUCCGGCCAAGGGAAACACGGCAAGAAGCAGCUCGACCCUCUCAUGAUUUACGGCAUCCGUU